This is a messenger RNA of Seminavis robusta, 3645 nucleotides long. The record is from the annotation of a GenBank genome assembly. Lineage: Eukaryota; Bacillariophyta; Bacillariophyceae; Naviculales; Naviculaceae.
CAGUCUGCUAACCUACACUACCGUGGUAAGAAAAGCUGGGUGAUCGCUCGCUCGUGGUUGUCAGGCACUUAACGAUACAAAAGGCACAAGCCAAAAUAGAAGAAGAAGAAGAAGCAAACUACUAGGGUUCCUCAAGGUUUUUGUUUGUACUGGCAACAGCAACUGGGUUUCGGAAGAGAUAUGGUACUUCAAUUAGGCAGACGUGCACGAGCUCCUUGGAGCCACCGCAACAGCCAAUUUCGGCUAACUAUAUUGCUCCCCUUCUAGAUGUACAAUUUGAUCGGGACUAGCUAAGCAAACGCACUUCAACCCCUUGCUUUUGAUUUCUCUCGUGGAUCACAGUUGCCUCGACAUCAGCCAGGAACAUAGAGAUCUUCGAGAGCUUCACUUCCAGAGUGCUUUCGUAGUUGCGGCAAGGAUUGCUCAAGGACGAGUAGCUGUAUCUUGGACUAUUACCUAUAGUCCAAGUCUCGCUGCCUGUGUGACUGAGUAUUCCUUUACGGUCAAAUCCUACUUUUUGAAUACCCCCUGUCGCCUCAGUGGUUCAUGAAAGUAGCUCUGGGGUUCUGAAGAGGGGAGCAAUGGACUUUUCUCAGCUCCAAUGGAUGGUUCGAGGAGCAGCUGUCCCUGGUAUUAGCAUCGUCCGAUCUGUGACUGGCUGUACUCGUCCCUCUAUACUCGCAAAGCUUUACCAGUGAAUCUUUGAAAAACUGGGACUCGAGCUGGGACUGAAGAGUGCUUUUUUCAUCCAUACCAGUGAAAAGAGCACUGCAAGUGGGAGUCGAUGAAUGUGCGUACCGGUAAAGGAGGCGUGUGGGACAUGACGCACAAAGCCAAGAUCCAGAAGAUCCAAAAUUUGAUGGCACGAAGUUUCACAAAAGAGCAUUUGCAAAAGAGGAGAAAACUCUGGCGACUUCAUUAGGGAUGAGGUAUAUUCGAAUGGAUUUUAUUCGAAUAUUCUAUCAAAUCGAAUGAAUCAUUGAUGAUUCGGUACUCCGUCAAAGCCGUAUUGCAGCCUUGCUGUCUUGAAUAAUCAAGGAGUAAAAGGUCAUUGUUCGGUCCAGUAUGUUGCCCAGUGUGUCUUGUAUCCAAGAUUACCCUAAUGCUUCUGUCAGAAUGCGAGUCAUCCAGGUCUUCUUCGUAUCGUUUUUGCUGCCGUUUGUCGUCUUACCUCACAUUUCUGAAACUUGAAUUCAGUCCACGCAUUUGGCUGUUCUUAUAAUAUUGUUGUAGUACACGUAGAAAAUGAUGGCUUUGGACGGCUCUUGUGCUCGUCUCGCACGGCUCUUGGUGUUUCUUCUGUUUGUCGCCACCCCGAGUUGGGCCACCCACGAAAGCACAGAGGCUCCCUCAGCAGGUCCUGUUUCCACCGAAGCACCCACAGUCACGCCUGUGUUCACUCUUCCUCCCGCGAUAAAUCUCCCUCCAGCAAUCAACUUGCCACCGUCAUUUACCCUGCCGCCUGGUAUCACCCUUCCACCGGCAUUUACUCUGCCGCCAAUCCUUAAUCCCAGCACAGAGGCUCCGUCUGCGCUUCCGACUUUGGCUGGUGAAAUCCCCAGUGGGAAUCUUCUGGAGUUUUCACUUGGAUAUGGAUUCUUUCCAGGGACAACAAUCCGAGAACCGACGGAAUCCGAAGUGGAGGACCUCAGAGCACAGACGGAAUUGUUCUACGAUAGUGUUUUCAAGGCAGAGUUAGACGCUGAUUUGGCUUCUUCCUAUGACUUGGAAAUUGUUGUUGUACAAGUCAGAGUUUCUGAUGAUCCCAAUGAUUCAUUUCCAGUCAAGAUUGACUAUGAUGCCCAGCUCAACUUUGAAGACGAUUGCGAUCCACCCUCGGAAGAAGACCUUAUCGAUAUUAUGUGGGCUGCAGACUAUCAAGACUACAUUGUCAGCUAUGUUUGGAAUGCAGGCUAUGGAUUAUUCUUUGAUGUUCAAAGCGUUUAUUUUGAUGCCAGGGACUCUUUGGGGCCCACGGAAGCACCCACUCUGGGUUCUACAGGCACAAUAGUCCCCACCUUUGAGCCCACCGAAGCUCCGACCAUGGGUGGACUAGUCCCCACCUUUGAGCCCACGGAAGCUCCGACCAUGGGUGAUUCUGGAUCCAUAGUACCCACUGGCACAACGGCUGGUGAAGAGGUUGUCGUCGAGUCUCAGAUCAAGUAUGGAUUCUUUUCUGGAACGACCAUACGAAAACCCAGCGACGAAGAGAUUCAACAGCUCAUGGCGGAAACAGAGCGUUUCUACAGAGACGUCUUACAGGAUGCUUUUGUGGACUUUGAUGAUAUUGAGUUGGUAUAUCUCGAGGACUUGUUUGAUUCUAAAGCAAACCUUCCCGUGCAAGUCAACUUUGAUGCAGUGGCAACCUUCACGAACAGCAAUGCCCCCAGCAAAGAAGAAAUGUUCAUUGUCAUGGAGAACGCAAAUUAUAUUGACUUCAUCACUCUCUAUGUGUGGAACGUAGGACCCGGGAACAUCUUUUUCGACACUCAGGAAGUGCAGUUCUCCGCCAGGGUUCCGCCAUCACAGGUCGUUGUCGAGGCGAGCAUUGAAUAUGGUUUCUUUGAUGAAACUGACUUGCGCGAGCCAACAGCCUCCGAGUUGGAAGCCAUGAUAUCCGAAACCAAACGUUUCUAUGAGGAACGAGUUCUUGAGGAUGAAUAUCGAAAGUUUAAAAGUGCCGCGAUCCGGAACGUCGACUUUGACUUCGAUCCCGAGGAGGGCCUCCCAUUGGUGGUGCACUUUGAUCUUGUGGCUACCUUUAAAGGACCCCCUCAAGCUAGUUCGAUUCCAACCAGCAGUGACAUCUUUGAUGCAAUGGAGGCUGCUGACUACCAAUUGUUCAUUAUUGACUAUGCAUGGGAGGCUGGGGGGCUUUUCUAUGACGUCAAUUCAGUCGCUUUCAACGAAAGGUUCUCCAGGUCGGCGGGGAGAAGUGCUGUAGAUCGAUCUGGAGCGGCAAUCAAGCCGAGAACUGUCCAUUCAAAAGCCAAGGACAAGUCCCAGAAGCUUGUCGUCGUGGACAGAUCUGGAAAUGUUCUCGAUGGAUCAUCCACCGCGAUUGUAGACAAAUCUGGAAGCGACCACGGUGACUCUUCUUACGCACUUGGCAAGGUGGACAAGUCCAAGAGGCUUGUCAUCGUAGACAGAUCUGGAAAGGUCCUCGAUGGAUCGUCCACCGCGAUUGUUGACAAAUCUGGAAGCGACCACGGUGACUCUUCUGGCGCACUUGAAAAGGAAACCCAUACCAUUGUAGUUCCUACAACAUUGCACUUUGAGUUCUCGCCUGGAAGAGAAAGCAUGUUGCAAGACGGGGAGGCUGCAACCGUGCUGGCGCAAGUGUCUAGUUUUCUCCAGUUUGUUUUCUCUCAGGACGGCUUUUCGAUACCGGCUUCCUCGGUGGUUGGUGUUGCAACGGAGUCGGCUGAGGAUCCGUAUUAUGACACUGGUGGUUUCGCAAUGAAGUUUGAUAUCGUGGUUGAACUCAGUGACGCAUCGCACACUCUGAGACAAGUCCUCAACAAGCUCGGCAAGGCCAAUUGGAGUGACUUCAUGAACUAUUAUAUCAACGGAGACCCCGCGACGCCUUUGGAUGGCAUUCGAAAAGUUGUCUUCAAAGGGGUGGGAAGCGGAGCUUAUCGUUAG